GUGUUUGCGAGAGAGAGAGAGAGAGAAAGAGAGAAGAUGGGAGGAAUUCCGGAGGUGGCAUUGAGCUCUGGAGGCCGAGCAAUGCCGGUCGUCGGCAUGGGCACGGCCUCGUCCCUGGCGGUGUCGGAGGAGGUGUUCCGGUCGGUGAUACUGGAGGCGAUUGGCCUCGGCUACCGCCACUUUGACACGGCGUCGUUCUACGGCACCGAGCAGGGCCUCGGCAAGGCCAUCGCCGAAGCCAUCCAGCUGGGCCUUGUCAAGAGGGAGGAGCUCUUCAUCACGUCCAAGUUGUGGGGCACCGACGCCUACGGCGACCGUGUCGUCCCAGCCCUCCGGGAGUCGUUGAGGAACCUUCAAUUAGAUUAUCUUGACCUCUAUCUGGUGCAUUGGCCUUUGAGUCUGAAACCAGGAGGAUCUAGGUAUCCAAUUGACAAAGACGACAUCUUCCCAAUUGAUCUAAAGUCUGUUUGGGAGGCAAUGGAGGAAUGCCAGAGGCUAGGCCUUGCAAAGUCAAUUGGAGUGAGCAAUUUUUCUUGCAAGAAAUUAGAGGAUGUUCUCUCGGUGGCCACGAUACCUCCUGCCGUCAAUCAGGUGGAAAUGCAUCCCGUUUGGCAACAAAAGAAGUUGAUGGAUUUUUGCAAGGACAAGGGAAUCCAGGUCUGUGCUUACUCACCACUAGGGGCAAAUGGAGCACGAUGGGGGACAAAGAAAGUCAUGGAAAGUGAUGUGCUAAAGAAGAUCGCCCUGGCCAAAGGAAAAUCCACAGCUCAGGUCUCUUUGAGGUGGAUUUACGAGCAAGGUGCAGGUGUGGUUGUUAAAAGCUUUAGCAAGGAGAGAAUGAAGGAAAAUAUUGACAUAUUUGAUUGGGACAUAAGCAAAGAAGAGCUGCAUGAAAUUGGCCAAAUUCCACAAUAUAAGGGAUUACAAGCAGAAGAAUUUGUCUCUGCUAAUGGCCCUUUCAAGUCAGUAGAUGAGUUAUGGGAUGGUGAAAUUUAAUGAGAGAUUUCCCGAAAUACCUAUCAAGCAAAAGGAUUGCAAGCAUGUUAUACUCUAUGAUUUUAAAUUGUACCUUUGUUCAUCUGCUCUCUUGAAACCAUACGAAAGGUGUCUCUCAUAAUGUUGUGAUCCAUUGUAUUUGUUCAAAGAUAUUUCUUUUCUUUAUUUCAAAUAAAUGAAAGAUUUUUUUUUUCUAAAAA
Molecule: messenger RNA, 1196 nt
Organism: Elaeis guineensis (African oil palm)
Lineage: Eukaryota; Viridiplantae; Streptophyta; Magnoliopsida; Arecales; Arecaceae
Product: non-functional NADPH-dependent codeinone reductase 2
Molecular function (GO): oxidoreductase activity, acting on the CH-OH group of donors, NAD or NADP as acceptor
Source: RefSeq, a predicted model, not a curated record